ACUUUCCCACCCACCAAACAGACAAACAUCCAACAAGGAAAGGUUAGGGCUUCCACUUUCUGAUCUUCUUUUCAAUUUUCCCUGUUCCCCCAAACACAAUUGCAAUGAUUACCGGUUUUCGCUUGGGAAACCGUUUUCUGGCUAUUGGGCUCGGUGUCAGGAGGAAUUUAUGUAGCUUGUGGGUCGAGUAAAAAGGAGGGCAAAUAUUCAUUGGAGGAUCCAAGACUCAAGAGAGAACUUUUAUGAGUUCUUAUAUUUUCUUUAGAUUGUUUAUUUUAUUUUAUUUAAUUGUCAGUAAAUAAUUAGAUUGCUAUAGUUUGAAUGCAUAUAUUGAUAAAUGGAGUCAAAAGUUUCUUCAGUUUCAAUUCCAAGAGAUUUGGUAAAAUGCUGCGAGUGUGGUCAUCCUUCUAGUACUUGGUUUCGGUCUGUGAAACGAAAAUACGAUGAGUUUGAGACAACAAACAGGUUUUCUGUUCCGGAGUUGGAUCUUGACUCCAAUGCUAAAGUCCAAAUCGAGAAUGAAUGUGCUGCUUUACGGGAGACGGUUAGCAGCCAACAGGCUACAAUACAGGAGUUGAAUAGAGAUUUGGAGGAAGAGAGAAAUGCCUCAUCAUCGGCUGCUACUGAGGCCAUGUCGAUGAUAUUGAAGUUGCAGAGUGAGAAGGCGGAGCUCCAAAUGGAGGCACGGCAAUUCAAGAGUUAUGCCGACGAGAAAAUGGCACAUGACCAGGAGGCCAUAAUGGUAUUGGAGGAUCUGUUGUUUAAGAGAGAGCAGACUAUUCAAGCUCUUACAUGCGAAGCUCAGGCUUACAAACAUAGGAUGUUGAGUUAUGGGCUUACAGAGGAAGAGGUUGAAGGUGAGCCGGACGGGGAGUUUCACAACAUGGCUGAGAACUUUGGUGAUUCAGAUGAUUUCCUUCCAUAUGAUUAUCCACCUCCGAAGUGCAGUUUGAACGAGAAUCCUGGUGAUUAUGUUGAAGAUAUCGAGAAAUAUUCAUUUGUCGAGACCCCCCGAGAAUACUUGAGAAAUCUGGAACAAAGGAUCUGCAUAAUGGAGAGGAAUCUGAGCAGCAGUCAUCUGAGUCAUGGGGAUGGAUGUUACCCUGCAACAAAGAAUGUUUCAGAGAAGGAUGGUGAUAGUUCAAAUUCGUUCCUUCCUAAAGAGACCGGUUCAGAAUUCAUCGGUGAUUCUCCCAGGUUCGAUAAUAGCUUCAAGAGGAUGGAGUUCAUUUCAGAAACGGACAAGAUUUCCGGCUCGAGAAGAAUGGAUAAUGCUUCGGAAAUUGAAGAUGAUAUGAGUGACAGAGUUUAUACGAUUGAUUCAAUCCAUACCGGGGUGCCAUAUGAGGGAACCUCCAAGCCUAUACCUGGAGUUGGAGAUCGUGAUGAUUAUGGAUACAGUCAAAGGGAUGCAUUUGAUCUGCCCGAUGUUUGUGAUCCCGAUAUAAAGAAGCUGUACGCGAGGCUUCAGGCCCUUGAGGCUGAUAGGGAAUCAAUGAGACAAGCAAUAAUAUCGAUGCGAACUGAAAACGCACAGUUGGUAUUAUUGAAGGAAAUAGCUCAACAUUUGUGCAAGGAAAUGUCACCUGAAAGACAAGUGACUGUGAGGAAGCCAUCUAUUCUUGAAAGCCUUCCAUUCACUUCAUUCUUCAAGUGGAUUAUAUCCUUAUUUUACUGGAAACGGAAUCGUCGAAGCAAGUAAGUAGUAUACAUGUUAUGUAAAUAGUUACUGUUGGACUUUACUAUACUUUAAA
Messenger RNA from Hibiscus syriacus, 1754 nucleotides. Its product is annotated as myosin-binding protein 7-like. Lineage: Eukaryota; Viridiplantae; Streptophyta; Magnoliopsida; Malvales; Malvaceae. The transcript is spliced from 4 exons. The record is from RefSeq and is a predicted model, not a curated record. Bases 338 to 1702 code for a protein of 454 amino acids.